Molecule: messenger RNA, 522 nt
Organism: Callorhinchus milii (elephant shark)
Lineage: Eukaryota; Metazoa; Chordata; Chondrichthyes; Chimaeriformes; Callorhinchidae
Gene: rpl32
Product: ribosomal protein L32
Biological process (GO): translation
Cellular component (GO): ribosome; cytosolic large ribosomal subunit
Molecular function (GO): structural constituent of ribosome
Source: RefSeq, marked provisional
UUCCCGCCCGCAGUCCGCUCUCGGCCGCCGAGGACGCGCCGCCGCUCUCCUCAGGCAACAUGCCUGCCCUAAGACCCCUCAUCAGGCCCGAUAUUGUCAAGAAACGGAGGCAAAAGUUCAUUCGUCACCAGUCUGAUCGUUAUGUAAAGAUUAAGCGUAAUUGGCGUAAACCCAGAGGUAUUGACAACCGGGUGCGGAGGAGGUUUAAAGGCCAGAUUCUUAUGCCCAACAUUGGGUACGGCAGCAACAAGAAGACAAAACACAUGUUGCCCUCAGGAUUCCGGAAAUUCCUGAUCCACAAUAUCAAGGAGCUGGAGGUUCUCAUGAUGAGCAACAAGUCUUAUUGUGCGGAGAUCGCGCAUAAUGUCUCGUCCAAAAACCGCAAAUUGAUCGUGGAGAGAGCAGCCCAACUUGCAAUCAAGGUCACCAAUCCAAAUGCCAGAUUACGUAGUGAAGAGAACGAAUAAACUGAGUGCUGACUGCGUCAUUGUAACUGGGUUUAAUAAUAAAGUGAUAUUACAC